AUGGCCGCCACGUCUCUUUUCGUGGUAUCAUGGGUGUUGCGGUGGUUGCUGACGGCUACGGCGUGGGGCGCGCUGUGCGGCGGCGGGCGCGCACACACGCCGUCCCUGUCACCUGCGCUCACGCCGCCCUGCCCCACGCACUGUAUCUGUCUGUCACAGUCACAGGUGGUGUGCAACAGCGCCACGCUGCGCGGCGUGCCGUCAGCGCUGAGUGCCAGCGUGACGCAGCUGUCGCUGUCGCGCGCCGACCUGCGCGUGCUGCGCUCCGACGCCUUCGCGCACCUCCGACAGCUGCGGCGCCUAGCGCUCGACGCCUGCAACCUCACACGCAUACGCCCCUUUGCGUUCCGGGGCCUUCCGCGGCUUCGCGAGCUCUACAUCCAGCACACUCCGCUCGCCACUGUCGAUGCAUUUGCAUUCGCCGCUCUACAGAAUAUCAGUUCUAUCGUCUUAACACAUAACAGAAUAGCUCAAAUUGAGGGAUAUGCUUUCGCAGGAACUAAUUUCAUAAAGCUCAUCUCCCUACGAAAUAAUCCAAUUAAACGUAUUUUAGCGCAUGCCUUCUCGGGGCUUAACGACGUAGCACAGAUUGAACUGCCGUCGGGUAUAAGAUCUAUCGAGCCUCAAGCUUUUGCUGGGCUGGAAGGAGUCGGGGUACUGGAACUCGCAUACAUGGAUUUGCCAGCAGUACUGUCAGAUACUUUUCGCGGGCUGGUGCGAGUUGGACGGCUUGCUCUUCGAGAGUCUGAUCUGGGUAUCGUGCGGGUUGGUGCAUUUGAUGGUUUACAGCGCGUCGAUACAUUGGAAAUCUGCAAUAAUAAAAUAGAUGGUAUCGAAGAGCUCUCUCUGGUACAAAAUAACAGUGUAACCACAUUUAAAUUAACUGGAAAUCACAUGCUGGAGACUCCGGAGGCGGUAAUUUUAGAAGUUGAGAAUAUUGUGAUACGCGGGAACCACGUGCCAUGUGAGUGCGGCCGGGACCCACUUUCAAAUCCACUAGCUCUCACGUCAGACUUCCCAGAAGAGAAUUUCUGCAUAUCGCCACUGAAAGUGCGUGGUCGUACGUUGGGCAGCGUGAGUGCUGGGAGUGCAGGGUGUCGGGGCGAGGCGGGCGGUAGCGCGCGCGCUCGCGCAUCCGGCGCCGGUGCACGACCGCGCGACGCGCUCUCCUCGCCUCAGCUGGCGCUCACCGCAGCCACGCUCGUCUUUCUCGCGAGUAGUUAACCGCCCUCGGUGUUCAAUUAAGUGAGUGUAUCCAUUUGUAAAUAUUGUAAUAUAUGCGAGUGAACAUAAAUAAUGCGAAAUUUUACAUUGAAAGGGUCCGUUCAUUGUGUAUACGUUGGACCAUGAAUAAAAUUUGCCUUUCGAAAUCUCUUAUUUUAU
Spodoptera littoralis (African cotton leafworm) is the source of this 1383-nucleotide messenger RNA. NCBI's taxonomy places the organism in Eukaryota, Metazoa, Arthropoda, Insecta, Lepidoptera, Noctuidae. The record is from the annotation of a GenBank genome assembly.